AUGUCCAUCAAUUUCGAAUCAGUUAGUAGUUUAAAGCCUAGAUCUGGUCCUUUCAACGCGGAAGUUGUUAACGUGGUGCUGGCUAAGGCGUCUGCGUUGCACGUCAAUGGCCUGCAGGGAGAAGGGAGCGACAUCCACGGUCCGUCAGAUGCGGAUCCAGAGAAGCGUCAGGCCUCGUCAUCAGGAGCGCAAGAGAAGGCCAAGGGUGUGGCCAAGGAUGCGGAAGAGGAUGGGGGUUACCUCAGCGAUGAUCCCGAUGAGUGUCAAGACCCGGAGGCGAUCAGCGACAUCGCGACGCAGGCUGGUUUCGCCAUCACGCUUCUUGUCCCUUUCAAGUGGCACGAGGAAGUCCCGCGUACGAUCAACACUGUCGGCGAGUUGCUCCGGCUGUGGGAGGGACACAUGACGGGGAACGCAAAGGUCACGACCAAGUUUCACAAGCUGACGCCGGCAUGGCUCUCUAAGGAGCACUUCGGCCGUCUCCAGGUGGUGUUCGUUAAUGCGGCGGAUGCGAAUUUUAUGUGGAGCAGGAAGGUGGAUCAUUUCACGGCGUCCAACGUGCGGUUGACGCUCGGAUGGCAGCACCCGGAAAAUCAGGAGUACCUGAAGGAGCGUUCGGCGAGGCCAGAAGCCAUUGAGGUGCUGCUGAAGAGCGUACCGGCGGUAAUCUCCCCCGAGAUGGUCAGGAAAAGCCUGGUGACGGCGACCCUGCUGAAGCGCAAGCGUACUGCAUUCCUGGAGGGUUCAGCCUUUCAUAGGGUGGUGGAUCCGGUGACGGGGUCAGAUACGGACAAGAUUAAGGGGUUGGUGUUCCGCCACCGCGGGGAUAAGUAUAAGUGGUGGCAUAAGGUGUCGGACAAGAUCCACGGCACGGAUCUGCUCGUCUCCUUCCCUUCGCUCACCUGCUCUUUUUGCAACGGCAUGCACAUGUCCUGUUUUCAUGAUGAUUAUGUGACGGAACGGCAGGACAAUUUCACCAAGUGGAAUGUGCCGCUUGCACGGGCGCAUGAGAUCAAUGCUACAAAGGCCAUCAUGGAAGACCCGGCGAUGGUGCUUACCUCCACCAACGGAGUGCGGGAGGAGUGGCUGUGUGUCCAGGAGGGUUGCGAGAAGGCGCAUGGAGUCACCUUCGCGCAGGCAACGGAACAUGCGGCAUCGGUCCGACACUGCACAGAGCGCCUCAAGGCGGGAUCGGCGACGCGUCAGAGCAAGGGGAAACUGAACCUUCUGGCAGUCAGGAAGGCGUUCGGGAUGUGA
Messenger RNA from Closterium sp. Naga37s-1, 1257 nucleotides. Lineage: Eukaryota; Viridiplantae; Streptophyta; Zygnematophyceae; Desmidiales; Closteriaceae. The record is from the annotation of a GenBank genome assembly.